AUGAAAAAUCGUCAACACGACACUCCACCAUCAUCCAUAAAUGGUGACGAUAUAGUCGGAAUGGAUGGAGAGAAUGAUGAGGAAUUCAUUUACAUGGGGGACAUUGAUGAUCAAAUUCAAUUUGAUGACGACGAAAUGGUUGACGAUCAGGAGGAAGAGUAUAGCGACUCUGCAAUGGAAAGACCUGAAGAUCAAGCAGCAUUAGUUUUCAAUAAGCAUACAGGUUCAGUCUUUUGUUGUGAUUUACACUUAAAUGGAAAAGUUGCUGUCACUGGUGGUGAAGAUGACAAAGCAUUUGUAUGGUCUGUGGAGACGGGUGAUGUAAUUAUGGACUGCAAAGGACAUAAAGAUUCAGUUAUCUUUGUUGGCUUUAGUUUUGAUGGAGCAUAUCUAGCCACUGUUGAUAUGUGUGGAUUAAUAAAAGUUUGGAAAUGUAAUUUCGAAACACAAGAACCUUGGCAGGUAGCCUUUGAGUAUGAAGCUGAUGACCUUAGUUGGGGUUUAUGGCAUUUUGGUGCAAGAGUCCUGCUAUGUGGGGCAGACACUGGUGAUAUUUAUGUCUUUAAAAUACCCUCAGGAGACACCAAGGUUUUACAAGGUCACAGCAUAAGAACAGAGUGUGGAAAGAUUUUUCCUGAUGGAGUGAGGUUAGCGGUCGGAUAUGAAGAUGGAGCUGUAAAAAUUUGGGAUUUAAAAACAAAUGCAAUCCUGCACCAAUUUUCCAAUGGCGUGCAUGAAACCAGAGUCACUGCAAUUGAUAUACAUCCCGAGAAUAAUUUAAUGGCAUCUAUUUCAACUGAUGGUAAAGUGGUUUUAACUACAUCUGUCAAUGGAAAAGUUGUUGCACAACUACAAGCAGAAAAUGAUUUAGAAACUGUAGCAUUUUGUCCAGACUUACAGUUGGGUUACUUUGCACUAGGUACUUUAAACGGUUCCGUAACAAUCUGGGAUACAGCACGAAAAAUGAUCAGACAUUCUUGUGCCAAAUCUGAAGAAGAUGUGUCAGCCGGUGUUACUAAAAUGUACUGGAAUAAGGACCAACUAGUCACGGGCUGUCUCGAUGGGUCAUUAAGAGUCUAUGCUGGAAGAUCUGGGGAAUGCAGUGAAACACUAACAGGACACUGGUCGGAAAUAUUAGAUUUAGUGUAUAAUGCCAAGGAGAAUAUUAUACUAUCGUCAUCAGAUGACGGAACUGCGAGAAUAUUCAAAUAUCCUACACAGAAUGGAAACGAUUAA
Molecule: messenger RNA, 1236 nt
Organism: Leptosia nina
Lineage: Eukaryota; Metazoa; Arthropoda; Insecta; Lepidoptera; Pieridae
Source: the annotation of a GenBank genome assembly